AUGCCCCCGACGCCGCUGAAUAGCUAUGUGGACGAGCUGUCUCGGUACACGGAAGCCUUCACGUCUGUAGCGGGCAAACCGCAGCAACUCAUCAUUGUCGGUGAUCGUGUCUACUGGACGCAGGGCAAGCACCAGGAGCUGUUCUCGGCGCCAGUCGGUGUGGAAGCCGCCGAGGCUGUCCGUGUCAUCGCCUCGGAGGAGCAGGAAGUCGCAAAAGAGAAGAAACUCACCAAAGAGGAGGAAAUGCUUCGCGAGCGGACGCGCAGCCAGACGACGGGCAUCAAGAAUUUUCACGUUCGCCACAGUGAUGGCGCCAUCUUCUACACAAGCGGCGUCGACAUGUAUGUCUACUACCAGAACGGGCCACGUGCUGGCAAGGCCCCUCUGAAGCUGUUCGACUUCAUGUCGGAGGACAACAAGGCGCACCUCAAGGCGAUGGGCAACAAGCCCAACCUCUUUGUGCAGCCUAUCGAGUCCUUUGAUGAGUUGCAUCCGAGCGACCACACCAUCAUGACGUUUGUCAACAACAACAAUGUGUACAAGGCGACUCUGCACGAGAACCCCGAGUGCGAGGGGGUGCCACUGACCGUCUCUGUGGAGCAGAUCACGCACAUCGGCGACGACCUGCACCAAAGCGGCGUGGCGGAUUACAUUAUCCAGGAAGAGUUCUUGCGGUAUACGGGGCACUACGCGACGGACCGGUACGUUGUCUUCUCCUACAUCGACUCCUCCCGCAUGCGAUCUGUCGCCCUCCUCAGCAGCCUGGGGGCUUCUGAGGUGCCAGCAGUGGAACCGGCGUCGCUGUCCUAUGCGACAGAGAUAGAGGAGAUGCCGUACCCCCGCGUCGGUGACUCAAACGCACGCACAACACUCGUCGUGUACGACACCGCCACGAAGCAGAUGCGCCUGCUCCCUGACGCUGCAAUUCAUAAAGUGGCACCGUGGACGGAGUAUAUUCUUCGCUUCGGCUUCAAAGAUGCAGACACGCUCUACGUAUCGGUCCUGAGUCGCGCGCAAGAGGACUACGCGGUGAUGAGCUGCCUGAUCGCAUCGCUACCCGUCAUCUCCAAAGAGGAAGACCUGCAGGCUCUCUACAGUGACAAGGACGGCAAAACCACGGAAAAAAUUAUUUGUGAUGCCGUCAUGCCGGAGCUGCACGUGGAGUGGCAGCAGCACAUUGGCUUUGCGUGGGUGGAGUGCCAGCCCGGGCCGCCAAUACACUACGGCAAGGCGUACGACGUGCUUUGUCGCCACGCAGCAGAGACAGAGACGGCGCACUAUCACCUCUACGCUCGUCCCACCGGCGCCUGCGAUCCAGAGGCAUGGAAACCGCUGACGGCGGGAGCGUGGAACGUGUGCCCAGGUCUGCAGCAUGUGUCUGAGGACCGCGUGUACUUUCUGGCCAACGCUGAAGGGCGCCUGAAGCGCACGCUCUACUCCGUGCCGCUGUCGCUGGAAAACGCGCCGCACAACGCCGACGCACUGACGCGCCUCACCCCGCUGGACGAGCACGUCUACAGCUACUGUGUCAAGGGUGAUCAUCUCUACUAUGUCUCUAGCACCGCAGCUACACCAGCGAAGCUCUACGCGAGCUGCGUCUCAUCACCGCAAAAGAGAACGCAAGUCACCGCUCCGUCGCGGAUUGCCACAGCGCCCGGAGUCGAUCCCGCAGUAACAGCGGAUUUGACCCAGAACUUUGCAGGCCUGCCUGUCGUGACUCCAAAAAUUGUGACCGUGACGAGCCGUCGUGGGGUACCACUGAGUGCAGCGGUUUUUAUCUCGCCCAGCGCCCCAACGGAUGCACCAGGGCCACUUGCUCUGUUUGUCUACGGCGGACCACAUGCGCAGCUUGUAUUCGAGAACGACUACGAGACUCGUUGCAAGGCCACGGUGCAGGUGCUGCUGCAGCACGGCGUCUCCGUUGCCGUAGUGGACAACCAAAUGAGUAACGCCAAUGGGCUGCGCGACUUAAGCAUCUGCAAGAGGAACUUGGGCAGCUUCGAGACAAACGACUACGUCGAUGUGACGCAGUACCUUUGCAAUGCACCGGCGUCCGAGAGUGGUCUUCCCGCCAGCUUUCGCGUCGACGCGAAGCGUGUGGCAAUCUUUGGCUGGUCCUACGGUGGCUAUGCAACCCUGCUCGCCAUGUGCCAGGCGGCCGAUAUCUUUCGGAUAGGCUUCGCCGGUGCGCCAGUUGGCGACUGGAAGCUCUAUGACACGGGCUACACAGAGCGCUACAUGGGAACCCUCUACGAAGACGGCGACGCUGGCAGCGGCGCAUCGCGAAUGAGGAACGAGGCGUACAUGACGUCGACCAUCAGUCACUACGCCUGUGGCUUUCCCGAUGAGUGCAACCGUCUCUACAUUGCACACGGCCUUCUCGACGAGAACGUGCACUUUGGCAACAGCUGCCACGUGGUGAAGGCAUUAAUAGACAACUCCAAACCGUACAGCAUGCUGAUAUACCCCGGAGAGCGCCACAGUCUGCGCCAGAACCACCAAUCACGCCUGCACCACGACGCACUGCUCGUCAAGACACUAGAAGAGCAGCUCUAG
This is a messenger RNA of Leishmania braziliensis MHOM/BR/75/M2904, 2556 nucleotides long. RefSeq names its product putative dipeptidyl-peptidase 8-like serine peptidase. Gene Ontology annotation, biological process: proteolysis. The record is from RefSeq and is a predicted model, not a curated record. Lineage: Eukaryota; Euglenozoa; Kinetoplastea; Trypanosomatida; Trypanosomatidae. The transcript has a single exon. The coding region runs from base 1 to 2556 and encodes 851 amino acids. Gene Ontology annotation, molecular function: dipeptidyl-peptidase activity; serine-type peptidase activity.